AUGAGUGAUCAUGCCUUUGGAAGCUCAGCUACAACAGCGAUAUUUUCAGUUGUUAUUGCUGCAGCAAUAACUACACUUUUGUUAUUAGGCUUUUUCAGCUUCAAAUAUAGUUUAAAGGCGAUGUUUGGGGUCUAUGAUCCCGUGUUUAAAAGUUCUGGAAGAUAUAUAUCGCCAUUUGAAGAUCACAACAUGAGCCGAAUCGUCCAUCCAUAUGUUGUCUACCAGGGUACUACGUAUUUUUUAUAUGGUGUAAAUUCGAUAGCACUGUCUAGGUCCAAGAUGAAGAAGUUGGAGGUUUUGUCAUCCCAGCAGUUGAAUGAAUUCUUCCCAUUGAAGCGAUAUGCGGAAUGGCUCAAUGGUGGGCAAGAGGAGAUUCAUAGUAUCAACAAGGGGAAACUUGGAUAUGCAGGGUUUGUUGAUACCGAUCAUUACAGGAGUCAUGUGGAGGAUCCAAUUGAGUCAAUGCCCACAAACAGUGAGAAUACUCCGAAGGAAUUUGUUAAACAUAUCGAAACCAUUGGAAGCAAGAGAGAGCUGGAAGAGGAGGAUAUAACAGAUAUCCCGCUUGAAAAGUUCAACUAUAAUAUAUCAACCGCAAGUACUUUAUCCCAGAGAGAAGCAAAAAUAGAAGUGAGUGUACCAUUUCAAACCGAAAAACAUUACACAUCUGGUAUAUGUACAAUCUGUCUUGAGAAUUUAGAGGAUGAUGAUUUAGUUCGGGGAUUACUAUGUGGACAUGUGUUCCAUGGCCAAUGUAUUGAUCCGUGGCUCACCACUAGACGAGGAAGUUGUCCGAUCUGUAAGAAGGAUUUAUAUCUGGAGGUUAGGGACCAGAUAGAGGAGCAAGAAGGGGAAGACGAUGGGGAAAGCCAUGGACACUAUAGCAAUGAGAAUCCUAUGGUGACUAUAAAUAUUGGCGAUUUCAUAAGGCUCCCGACCGGUGACCCGGGCAGUGUGCACAUAGAUAAUUUGCUUAACUUAGAUCCGUCCAAUGCUUUCUCGUAUUUCAUAGUGUUGAUGAUAACAAAAUUAGAGGCCCAAAUAUUGCUCACUGCAACAGUCUACCUUCGGAACCACAACUACUCACUUGAUAAUGUUGAAAAUCCUGAAUACCCAGAGCAGAAUGCAAGUGAACAUGGUACUAUUACUUUCAACUGCCACCGGAUUGACCCAUCGAGUGUCCAGAUGUAUUUUUUGGAGAUAGCCUCUAAGCUAAGACAAACAAUGAAUACCACGGACUUCAAAAGCCCACCUCUUCCAGACAUUCAAUCGUUGAAUCCAUACAUCAAACGAAUAGUUGAAAAUCAUCCACGCCCGUUUCACCCUGCCGACAUUACCGACUUAGAUGAAGCUGCCUUAAAGAGGACAACGGAGAUGUUACGAUACCCAAGAAGAAUUAUGUAUUUUGCUAUUGGCAUCAACAAGAUGGAGCUAUAUUACUAUAAUGUUGUUCAAAUUUAUAAUACACGACGCAACAGUCGGAUUAGAGAGUGCAAUAGUUGA
Pichia kudriavzevii is the source of this 1503-nucleotide messenger RNA. RefSeq lists its product as uncharacterized. The record is from RefSeq and is a predicted model, not a curated record. Gene Ontology annotation, cellular component: cytoplasm. The coding region runs from base 1 to 1503 and encodes 500 amino acids. The transcript has a single exon. Lineage: Eukaryota; Fungi; Ascomycota; Pichiomycetes; Pichiales; Pichiaceae. Gene Ontology annotation, biological process: ubiquitin-dependent protein catabolic process. Gene Ontology annotation, molecular function: ubiquitin protein ligase activity; zinc ion binding.